AUGCGCAAAGGACUCAGCAAGGACCCAAAAUAUGCUGAGUUGAUGGGAGAAGAUAUCAUUGGCAUAUAUCUCUCAACGGAGCCAUUUUUCCUUUUACAACAGACGACGGAGGAUGAUGAACCGAAAUUGCGGCGAUUUGUCAACCAUCAAGAAGACAUUCACAACCCGCGUCUAAUCAGUCAAGGAGAACACGGUGUGGUGAUUUUGGCAGAUAUUAAGGGGGCCGAAUAUGCUGUCAAAAUUUCUAAAUUAAGCACUGGAAGCAACCCGGACCUGUCUUCUACUUGUAUGAUGUUGCCAUAUACACCUCGCCUCUUGCCCACGAAUGCAGAGCUUAUGCCCGACUAG
Molecule: messenger RNA, 348 nt
Organism: Fonsecaea pedrosoi CBS 271.37
Lineage: Eukaryota; Fungi; Ascomycota; Eurotiomycetes; Chaetothyriales; Herpotrichiellaceae
Exons: 2
Coding region: 1-348 (115 amino acids)
Source: RefSeq, a predicted model, not a curated record